Physella acuta is the source of this 2197-nucleotide messenger RNA. Its product is annotated as flavin-containing monooxygenase 5. Lineage: Eukaryota; Metazoa; Mollusca; Gastropoda; Physidae. The record is from RefSeq and is a predicted model, not a curated record. Gene Ontology annotation, molecular function: N,N-dimethylaniline monooxygenase activity; NADP binding; flavin adenine dinucleotide binding.
AAAAGAGGUCAACAACUAGACCGCGACGAACUCAUUGAACGAAAGCUGCACACAAUCAAUGCAUAACAUAGUUGUACCAGAACGUAAGUCUACACAGUCUACAACUUGCCAACCAUGUCAUCCAAAAGAGUUGCCAUUAUUGGCGCAGGUGCUAGCGGGCUUACUGCAAUCAAAACCUGCCUGGAUGAGGGGCUAACACCUGUAUGUUUUGAAAGAACGGAGCACAUUGGUGGGCUGUGGCGGUACACUGAUGAAACUGUAGAUGGGCAGGCCUGCGUCAUGAAGUCAACUGUCAUCAACACCAGUAAAGAGAUGAUGUCUUACAGCGACUUCCCCAUUCCUGAAAAGUAUCCUGUAUUUAUGCACAACACACAGGUUUAUGAAUACUUCAAGCUUUAUGCCCAAAAGUUUGACCUAGAGAAAUACAUAAACUUCAGUACAGAGAUUUUAUUGGUGACAAGAGCAGACAACUUCUCUGCUACUGGGAAGUGGGAGGUCAAAUACAGCAGUACAAAAACUAAGGAGGAGAAAUCCGAGAUAUUUGAUGGGGUUCUGGUCUGUAGUGGACACCAUGCAGAUAAAUAUGUACCAACUUUUCCUGGACUCAGCAAAUUUAAGGGACAAGUGGUUCACACACAUGACUACAGAAAGCCAGAUGGUUAUGAUGAUAAGAGAGUUUUGAUUAUCGGGUUUGGGAACUCUGGAGGUGAUGUGGCAGUAGAGUUGAGCAGAAAAGCAUCACAAGUGUUUUUAAGUACCAGACGAGGCACAUGGAUCCUGAACAGAGUUGCGGAUCAGGGUUACCCUGUGGAUAUGUUGUUUUCAAGACGUCCUCUAAUGAAGCUUGUAGAAAUGUUUCCUGGACUGAUCAGCAAAUAUCAGGAGAGAAAGAUCAAUCAGAAAAUUGACCAUAGUCUUUACAGCCUCCGACCUGAGCAUGGGAUUUUUCAACAGCACCCGUUUGUCAAUGACGACAUGCCAAAUAGGAUUAUCUGCGGCUCCAUCAAAAUUAAAGCAGACGUCAAAUGUUUCACAGAAACUGGGGUGGAGUUUGUGGACGGGACAUCUGAAGACAACAUUGACGUUGUUCUACUUGCUACUGGCUAUACAUUUGGAUUUCCAUUCAUAGAUAAGGAGGUGAUUGAGGUCAAAGACAACAGGGUCCAGCUGUAUAAGCAGAUGUACCCUCCAGAACUUGAGAAAAAAUCUUUGGCCAUCAUUGGCUGUUUCCAGCCUCUAGGUGCCAUUAUGCCUAUAUCAGAGAUGCAGUGCCGUCUGGCAACUAGAGUUAUAAAGGGUGAAACUGUUUUGCCUUCCAAAGCUGUCAUGUGGCAAGACAUAAGGCAAAAAGAAGCCGCCAUGGCCAAAAGAUACUACAAAACACAACGCCACACAAUUCAAGUGGAUUACAUUAGCUUUAUGGAUGAGCUGGCUGAACUGGUGGGGUGUAACAUUGAUUUUUGGGCUAUUUUCAAGAGAGAUCCUGUCUUGGCCCUAACUGUAAUGUUUGGCCCAGUGACUCCAUACACCUACCGCUUGUGUGGUCCAGGGCAGUGGUCUGGUGCAAGAGAGGCAAUCAGAACCCAGUGGCAGCGUAUAAAGCACCCCCUGCAGACUAGACCUGUCCCUUCAAAGCGUUGUGAUUUGGCAAGAAACAGCUUCUUAUUCAACUUCGGAGUUGUUGUUAUAUUAUUUUUUAUCUUGCGCUUUUUGUUGUCUUUAUUAUAGACAAUUGCUUCUAAAAUGGCAUUUAUAAAGAUUGUCUUACUGACAUCUGGGACCUUCAAUAAUGACACACACACUCCUUGAUUUUUGACAAUGUUGUUUGUUGUUGCUAAUAUAAAAGUAAUGUGAUAUCAUAAAAUUUUACAUGUUUUUGGAUAUUUUUUUACUUUAAAAUGAUCAUUGAUUUUAUUUUUAUUUAUUGACAUUUGAUGUACUUACGGUGCCACUAAAUUAUAUUUUUGAUCACUAAAGAAUUUUAAGAAUUGCUAAAUUAUAUUGUUGACAUUCAAAAACAAUUUACUUCAAUAUACAUGCUUUUAUUUGCCAAAAUAAAAAAUAAUUUGAUGGAUGAAACAGUUCAAGUGUUUAUUUGAGUAAACUUUAUAGCCUGCUAAUUUUUAUGAAAUCUAUGACAAUCUAUUUAUUUUAUUAUACCAAGUGCUUAUUUAUAUUUAAUUCCAAAAAUAAACUC